Molecule: messenger RNA, 1452 nt
Organism: Symbiodinium natans
Lineage: Eukaryota; Dinophyceae; Suessiales; Symbiodiniaceae
Source: the annotation of a GenBank genome assembly
AUGGAUUUCUAUGACAUCCUCGGCGUGAGCCGCGCCGCGCCGCAGCAAGAUAUUCUCCGUGCCUAUCGUGGUCAGGCCUUGAAGCUUUGUCGACGGAAACGAUGUGCUCCCAAUCGGCCCGCCCCCUCUAGCGCGGAUCCCCUGGUCGAGGUUCAGGACAUCUUCCCCGCUUGGCGGAUGCGGGCGGAGGCCUACGAGACCCUCUCAGAUCCGGCAAGGCGCAGCCUCUACAACAUCAGCCUGGUCCGCGCGGGGUCCGCCGAUGGCCUUGCAGAUGCGCUCCGCCCUCCCAUUGGAACCAUCACUGGCCAUAUGCUUGGCGAUCACCCCGCUGAGCUGCUUCAUCUGUUGCUCCAGGCAGAGCCUCAGUCCUGGCAGAGCCUGAUCUCAGGCCUGCGAAAGAGCCAACUGCAGGGCCUCUUGGACCGCUUGCCGCUGGCCCCGCGAGUGCACGAACUGGUCGCGAGGGUGGAGGAGACAGAUGAGCGCCGCGUAGACUGCCUCUGGAGAUCUCAGACGGAGUUCCAAGCGGGCAUGGAGUGGGACAAUCUGGUUUUCUACAGUCCGGCGACAAAGGCUCCUGCAGCUGGCAUCUACUUCCACACUGUCAUGGUGGAGUUCCAACGGGUGCUGCAUGGGUACAUCGUGGACAACCCCACUUGCAGACUUGAGGAGGCUUUGCAGCACGUGGAGAAGCACCUCGCGUGUCGGGGUUUCAGCUGUCCGCUCAAAAUGCAGUGCAGGGUCUUGCGAAACGGCAAGAAACUCUGCAGCCCGGCUGUCUCCUGUGCGACCACACUUCUGGCAAUGCGUUCCGAGGCCAUGCAAGCAAGCAGCUCAGCCCUGGCUGGGUUGCGACAGAAGUGGGUGCGCCAGUCCAGAGAGCUUGCGCAGCAGAAUGCUGCUCUGAGCAAGAAAAGAUGCGCACAACUCUGGGGUUUCCUCUACGCGCAGCUGCAAACCCUCCGCUCUGUCCCACUGGUUCGCCGCCGCAAGUGCUGCAAGCAGCCGGAGGACGUAGUUGUGCAAGUGGCGCUGGACAGCUCGUUCUGCCAGACCUUGGGGUCACCGGAUGAGCUGGCAAGGCGCCUGGGCACCCGCACGGGCAACGACUUUCUCUGCACGUUCCUGCUUCACGAUGUUGCAAACGACCCGGCGUCCCCCAACCACGAGUUCGCAGCUGGAGCUUGGCAGUGGCUGGAAAGCAAGCGGAGGCGGUAUGAGUCUGGGUAUGCAAGCCCAAACACAUGGAGCCCACGUUCUCCUUCAAUCGAGUACUACAGCGAGUGCUUCAUCGACGUGCUUUCCCAGACAUGCCUUCGCUGGAUCUUGUCCUUCUCCCAGAUCGUGGAGCUCGCCCAAUGCGGAAUGGUGAACCGGUCCUUGGCCCAUCAAGUCCGGAUGGUUCGGAAGCACGGCGUGGCCGUAGAUUGGGGCAAGCAGGGCUCCUGA